Messenger RNA from Leptosia nina, 993 nucleotides. NCBI's taxonomy places the organism in Eukaryota, Metazoa, Arthropoda, Insecta, Lepidoptera, Pieridae. The record is from the annotation of a GenBank genome assembly.
AUGGGCCAUUGUCUUAGCUGUUUUAAUAACCAUACAAAUGCUGAUGUUGUGACAUCGCCAAAUAGAAAGAAUGAUGAGAUAACAGAAAUUACCACAAAUCAACCACCAAAUUCUGUCACUCCUGAUUUCCCACAAGAAGAGCCACUCCUGCACAACAGUGAAAAUAAUAUAAAUUAUCACAAAGUUAUAAGUCACAGUCAUAAUACUAAUUUAGUAUCCUCUGCAACUAACAAUUCUAUUGAUACAAGCAGUGAUUAUGUACAAAAAAUACAUCAGAAUUCAGAAAAAAGUAAGGCUUUCUAUCACAACAUUAUUCCUUCCAUUCCUCGAACAAUGUCAUCUUUGGGAUCAAACGAAUUAAAGGUAUCCGAAAGCAAAAUAAAUCAAUUAUUUGAUCAUUACAAAGAUUCCCUGGAAGAUGCAAUACUGGCUGAAGGUAUAGAAAAUUUAUGCAAUGAUCUACAAUUAGAUCCAGACAAUUUCAAAGUUUUAGUUCUAGCUUGGAAGCUGAAUGCUAGUCAAAUGUGUAGGUUUACACGAGCUGAAUUUAUACAAGGUCUGAAAAACAUGAAAACUGACUCCAUCAAGGGAAUUCAACAAAAAUUAAGUGAAAUUGCAAACACUUUAGAUAGUGAUUCAGAACAAUUUAAAGAUUUGUACCGGUUUACAUUCAAAUUUGGUCUAGAUGUCACCUCUGGUCAGAGGAUACUGCCUUCAGAUAUUGCUAUCGUUCUUUGGCGCCUUGUCUUCACAAAUAAUGAGCCACCCAUUUUGGACAAAUGGCUGGCAUAUUUAGAGAAGAACCCACACAUCCGAGGAGUACCGAAAGAUACUUGGAAUAUGUUUUUAAAUUUUUGUGAAUUUGUGGGAGAAGACUUAAGUAGCUAUGAUGAUACGGAAGCUUGGCCCAGCCUCUUCGAUGACUUUGUAGAAUUUGAAAACGAUCAGAUGAAUCAGAAUAUCUCAAAAAAUAAUGUAAUUAUUCAGGACUGA